AUGGACCGUACCACACUGGAAUGGUUUGGAGCCACAACCUACCGACUUAGAGCCAAAGGUGUCACUAUCUUCUUGGAUACAUGGCUAGAUAGACCGGCCGUACUACCACAGUAUCUUGGAGUCGAUGAUGUGAACGAAGCAGAUUACAUCUUCAUUUCUCAUGCUCAUUUCGAUCAUCUUCCAGGAGCUGAUCGUAUUGCAAUCAAAACGGGGGCAAUUGUAGUAGCGAACUGUGAGGCGAUCAACUGCCUGAGGAAAGCUGGUGUUCCCGAGGAGCAAUUAUUUCCGGUCCAAGGAGGAGAACGUCUCCCAUUGUUUACAAAAGAAGUUCGGCUUCAAGCACAGCGUCAUGAGGUACCUUUGGCUGAAUUUCCACCCGGUCGACCUCCUUAUCCCCAUCACUCUCUUGCAGCAUUGUCAGUCCAUGUGUGGCCUUCUCUACACUGCUUUAUGCCGCACCCGACACCAGAAGUCAUGGACACUGGAGUUCCAUAUAGGGACGAGAAUCCUUAUAGCAGCACACUGGAUAUCACUUUGGGCAUGAAGCAUUACUUGCUCAAAAUGGGUGAUGUAAUUCCACCAGAACGCAUGACUGAUGGUAUGAGAUCGUUCUGCACUUACGUUGGCGACCGUGAGAGGCACAUCUUUUCUCACUGCGAUGGAGGUCAACUCAUGUUUAACAUCAUUAUCGACGGCAACGCUCUGCUUUGGAGUUCACAUUUGGGUGGUUAUGAGGGAAUCCUAAAAAGCAUCGAACCUAAACCCCGAGUAGCGAUCCUCGGCAUAGCUGGGCGAGCCAAUCUCAACGGCAGACCAUUCGUUGGGUCGGCAGCAGAAUUCGCUGCGCAACAGAUACAAUGGCUGGGGCAGCCAAGCCAGGUAAUAUGGUGCUUGCAAGAUGAAAGGUCAGAGAUAUCCACCACCAAACACGAAGUCUUAAAUAAAUAA
Molecule: messenger RNA, 948 nt
Organism: Colletotrichum truncatum
Lineage: Eukaryota; Fungi; Ascomycota; Sordariomycetes; Glomerellales; Glomerellaceae
Source: RefSeq, a predicted model, not a curated record